Tachyglossus aculeatus (Australian echidna) is the source of this 2769-nucleotide messenger RNA. It is a transcript of the gene C12H14orf93, whose product is annotated as chromosome 12 C14orf93 homolog. NCBI's taxonomy places the organism in Eukaryota, Metazoa, Chordata, Mammalia, Monotremata, Tachyglossidae. The record is from RefSeq and is a predicted model, not a curated record.
UUUGCACACACACGAAUACAAAGAGCCAUACGACCUUCGGAUCCAGGUCGAAAUACUUCUAGCCCCUGAUCUGUUCCCUCGGCACAGGGGCUUCACGGAUGGGAUGAGCUGCCUGUGUCCGGCGGGGAGCGGCCACUGCUGACACCCCCUCGACUCUCCCGUCGUCAGGAAGAGGCGUAGCUGGACAAUCCUGGGAUGGUACCGGGGGGGCCCGGGGCACGGAAGGUCGCCGCUGUCCCACCCGAGGACUAGGGUGGCACAGGCCUUCCUCCCUCAAGGCUCAUUCCUCCUCAGAAUCCACCGCUCGAGGCCCGGACCCUCCCAGCCACCCUUGACGAGAAGAGACGGAUGUUGUGCCCCGGGGGCUCCUCGCGUUCCGGGCGGUGAGGCCGGAUCCGACCCGGGACCCACUCGGACGAGGUCCGGCGGCGAGAGGAGCCGGAGGCCCCCGGGGCCGCCAUGUCCUUCAGUGCCACCAUCUUGUUCUCCCCGCCUAAUGGCAACGAAGCCAAGUGUUGCUGCUGUGCUUGCAAGAGCGAGCCCAGCGGGGGUGGCUCGGGACCACCCGGGGGCAACCCCCCGCCCUGCACCCCCAUCACGGUGACCGGCCACGGCCUGGCGGUGCAGAGCUCGGAGCAGCUCCUGCACGUCAUCUACCAGCGGGUGGACAAGGCCGUGGGCCUGGCGGAGGCCGCCCUGGGCCUUGCCCGGGCCAACAACGAACUGCUGAAGCGCCUCCAGGAGGAGUUGGGCGAGCUGAGGCAGGGCAAGGACUCCGCCGCUGAGGACAGCCGGGAGGGAGGGACCCACGGCCCCCCGCCCGAGGACUCGGGGACCCUCAAGGGAAGCCCCGGGGAAGCCUGCAAGGCCUUGUCAGCCGUGGAGGAGGAGUGUGACAGCGUGGGGAGUGGGGUGCAGGUGGUGAUCGAGGAACUGAGACAGCUGGGAGCGGCCUCGGCCGUGGGGCCGGGGGCCUUGGGCUUCCCGGCCGUCCAGAGGGACAUUCGACUGCCCGGAUGCCCGGGGGCCUCCAGCGAGAUGACCCCGCUCCUCAAUCCCCUGGCGGACGACUUGGCGGCCCCCGACGGGGCCGUGCAGCGGGUGUUGCUCCCGGCCUACGCCAAGCAGCUCUCGCCGGCCACCCAGCUGGCCAUCCAGCGUGCGGCCUCGGAGACGGGGCCGGAGAGCGGGGUGAAACCGCCGCCCCGGCCGGAGGACGCGGUCAGCGCCACGCUGGACGGAGCCCUGGAAGACGGGGUGCCCGGGGGGGCCGGGGAGCUGCGGCUCUCGCUGGGGCUCGCGACCUCCCCGUGCCGGGCCCGAGGGGGCGGCCAGAAGAACUCCAGGCGCAAGCGAGACCUGGUGCUCUCUAAACUGGUCCACAACGUGCAUAAUCACAUCACCAAUGACAAAAGGUUCAACGGAUCCGAAAGCAUCAAGUCUUCGUGGAACAUCUCGGUGGUGAAAUUCCUCUUGGAGAAACUGAAGCAGGAGCUGGUGAGCAGCCCCCACAAUUACACCGACAAGGAACUGAAAGGAGCCUGCGUAGCCUACUUCCUCACCAAGAGGCGUGAGUAUCGCAACUCCCUGAACCCUUUCAAGGGCUUGAAGGAGAAGGAAGAGAAGAAGCUGCGCAGCCGCCGAUACAGACUCUUUGCUAACCGGUCCAGCAUCAUGCGUCACUUCGGGGCGGAAGAGCAGCGCCUGUGGAAGGACGUGACCGAAGAGCUGAUGUCCGACGAGGAGGACAGCCUCAACGAGCCGGGGGUCUGGGUCGCCCGCCCCCCUCGCUUCCGGGCCCGGCGCCUCACCCAGCUGUGCUACCACCUGGACGCCAACUCCAAGCACGGCACCAAGGCCAACCGGGUGUACGGCCCCCCGUCCGAGCGCCUGCCCUCCGUGGAGGCCCAGCUCCUCCCCCCAGACCUCUACAACCCCAACUUCCAGGAGGAGGAGGAGGAGGAGGAGGAAGAGGAGGAGGACAGGCCGGAGGAGGAAGGGCCCAUCUCCCUGCCCUUCGAUCAGCCCCACAAGGCCUUCUGCCCGGACUUGAACUCGUUCAUCGAAAUCAAGGUAGAGAAGGACGAGUGAAAAGGGCCUUCCGGAGAGGAGCUGCUCCUUGCCACCUGACCACCUUCCCCGUGGGGACCACGGCUCUUUCCUCUGAGGAAGGGGCUCGACCUCUUCCCCCCGAGCCCCCGCCUAUCGAGAAAGCACCCCCUCCCCCGGGGUGGGCAACAGUCCCAGUUGUCGGAGGAGAGGAUGCAGCCGGGGGUGGGAUGCCGGCCGAAGGGGAGGGGGCUGGGCUGGACGCAGACGGCGAGGCAGUGAGGUGUAGGAGGUCUCCGGGGGCACGGGCUCCCGCUUGUGAGGGUCGUGUCGCCUUGGGGAGACGCAGGAUGGGGAGACACUGCUCCCCUCCACUUCGGGACCCCCGACUGCGGGCCUCGCUCUGUGGCAGCGGGCGGCAAGGGCUCGGGCGGAUGCCGCCAUCUGGUGGGCCGCUCCCUGACCAGUCUGGCCAAAGCGCUCCUGGCCCUGGGGGGCCCGACAGCCGGGCCCAGGUAGAAGGGUAAACCGAGGCCUGGGGGCGGAGGGUGACACCCCAGAGGCUGAGGAACGUUAAACAGGCCAGGUCGGGGAACACCUGCCCGUUGCCCGGUCGAGAACCAAGAGGCUGCGGACGUGCCCGGAGCAGGGCCCCUUCCCCCUCCCAUCAGUCGUAGGCUCCCAUCUGGGAAAUUAGGGCUUAAACGGUUGGUCCUAGCA